Mercenaria mercenaria is the source of this 1776-nucleotide messenger RNA. RefSeq lists its product as uncharacterized. The transcript is spliced from 2 exons. Lineage: Eukaryota; Metazoa; Mollusca; Bivalvia; Venerida; Veneridae. The coding region runs from base 90 to 1097 and encodes 335 amino acids. The record is from RefSeq and is a predicted model, not a curated record.
CAUUACCAUUACAGGAAAGUGGGUCUGUAAAAACUAAAAAGAAAUCUCACAAGUCGAGAUAUAGUACUUUAGAAAAAAGAUUUACAGCAAUGGAAUCAAUGUUACAAAAAUUAAUUGAAAGAGAUCAAAUGUUUCAGAAGGGAACACAUCCCAGUUCUUGUCAUUCGGACACUGAUUUUUUGUCACAAAGACAACAAAGACAUGACUCUGAGGUGGAGGAUGAUACAGUCUCAAUCCAUGCACCUAGAGAACAAUUCUCACCAAGAGAACCUCGCCUGUCGGAUGCUGAAUCCGAUUCAGAUUCUCAUUUUUCCCGUCACAAAGACGAUUCUUCAAAUGUUAACUGUUCUGCUGCCUUGGGUGAAAAUUUGACAGAGGCUCAAAAGAAAGAUCUUUAUGAAAUGUUUGGCGACGACGGCCUUGUCAAGAAAAGUGAUAAAAAGGAGGGUCUUGUGCUAGACAGUUCUCAAAUAGACGUUCUGAACAGUAGUUAUAGAUGUAAAGAACCAAAUUUUUUAACAUCUUUUUCAGAGGAAAAUUUUGAUUUAUUCCCUGUGGACAGUGAGUCAGAAAAAUUGCUUCAAGUACCCUCGCUUGAUUCAUUGAUAGAGUGCUGUUUAACCAAAAAGUACGGUAACAAGGCAUCUUUCACCAAAGGUACUAAAGGUAAAACUCUUUUCACUCAACCCGCUAAAAUGGUUGAAAAGAUAGGUUAUAGAGGCCAACAGGCCGCAAGACUUGGACUGGUAAUUCAAAUGUACAUACAGCAGAGCCUAGGAAACCUGUUACAGUUUCUGCAGUCGGACAAGUUCAGUAAAGAUCAGGCUACACAGCAGGUGAAAGACAUUUUUGCUAUGUCGACAAAAUGUCUUGAUCAGAUUGGUAGAGCAGGGGCAUUUCACCACAUUAUAAGAAGAUCUGUCGCUAUAUCAGACACUAGCCUCUACGAACAGCCAAAUAAUCUAGAAUUCUCAAAUCUGCCUCUUACAGGAGAUGGUGUGUUUGGUGCAGAACUGGAGUCUUUGCUAAAAUCACGUAAAGAUAAUAAGAAACAAGUUGAGGAGUUGAUUCCCGACAUUAAAAAGAAAGAUUAUUAACGCAAGUUUUCAGGAACUCUACCUGAAACGAACAAAAGACCUACACUUAAUAAAGAUGACAAGUCGUACAAUUCUGGUUCUGCAAACUGGAACAAUUUUCGGAUCCCCAAGUUAUCCCGGGACAGAUUUGAAGGUAGACAGUCCUCUUUUCGGACAAGGGGUGGCUAUGGAAACUACCACAAACGCUCCUCAACCUCAACUAGAGGAAGAGUGGGUAAAACAGAUGAAAAAUGACAAUGAUGUCUGAAGAAAUCUCCAUUCGAGCCGUUGAAGGAUGCAUCCUUGAAGUUUCUGACUUGGAAAACCUGCUUUCUCCUGGCGAUAACAACAUUUAGACGUUGCAGUGAUCUUCAAGCGCUACAACUAGGAGAAGGAUCGGUAAAUGUUCAAAAACAUGGGGUUACAUUCUUAAGAUCAGGAUUAUCUAAACAGGACAGACCUAGUCAUUUUGGUCAAAGCAUUUUUGUACCUGCUUUGCCGAAUAACAAGCUUUUAAACCCUAAACGUUGUCUAGCCUAUUACUUGAAACAUACAGAACAGUUCAGACAAAGUGAAACAAGAGAUGAUGUUGUCAAGCUAUUCUUAGCUUUAAACAAGCCACAUAGACCAGUGUCUCCUCAAACAAUCUCUAGAUGGAUAGUACAGUUGAUAAAAUUCUGUUAUCAAGAAGAAAACAAAC